GUUAUCACAGCUCGCUUCUGCAAGAAUCUACGAGCCUAAUGUAAGCUCUUUCUUAAUUAACCGCUUGAUCUAGAUCCCGUAAGCUGCUUUUCCCUCUUAGCCUAAUUUCUGUAGAGAAGCACCUCAAGAGAAACCAUUUUGAUUAUAAAUUCAGAGAUACAAUACAUACGAUAUUCAGAAAUAUGAGAAAAGCUGAGACUAAGUCGAUCAAGUCCUCAAAACAUAUGAGUCAGAUGAUAAAAUAAAGAAUUCAAUAGAAUGAUAAACAAACAUACUAAUCAAGAUCGGGUGAUGACAGAGCAAGGUAUCCAAAUGGCAAAAUUCAGGAUAUUUGAGAAAAGAAGGAAAGAGGAGCUGAAAUACAAAAAGAACAAGUAUUACUCAGAUAAGCCUUGGAAAUUGAUGAACCGUUCAAAUAAACUAUUGCGGUCACUUAAAAUGUUCGACAUUGGAAACACCAGCUCAAGCACUGUAGGAAACCAAUAUGGUUUCAGAAGCGGAGAAUGGAUUAACAAAAGUAUAAAAAUCUCAGAAUCCGGCCAACUCAAAACAAUCAAGCUCAAUUCCAAACAAUUCAAACGCCUUAAACAACUCUGCCGUAACUCCAGGUCAGCCUAA
Molecule: messenger RNA, 618 nt
Organism: Moneuplotes crassus
Lineage: Eukaryota; Ciliophora; Spirotrichea; Euplotida; Euplotidae
Source: the annotation of a GenBank genome assembly